Molecule: messenger RNA, 3147 nt
Organism: Musca domestica (house fly)
Lineage: Eukaryota; Metazoa; Arthropoda; Insecta; Diptera; Muscidae
Gene: EMC1
Product: ER membrane protein complex subunit 1
Exons: 12
Coding region: 149-2917 (922 amino acids)
Biological process (GO): protein folding in endoplasmic reticulum
Cellular component (GO): EMC complex
Molecular function (GO): protein binding
Source: RefSeq, a predicted model, not a curated record
AGCCGACUUUUUUUUAUCAUCUCAUCCCAGUCAGUUUUUCACGUUGGUUGGAAAUGAAUUAUUAAUUAAAAUUUAUCAAAUAAAUUACAACCAAUUAAAGGAGAAUCUUUAAAAGAACACGCCGCAUUACCCAGGCUUUGUGAGAAACAUGAAUUCUAUGAAGAAAAGUUGGCCAAAUGUGCUGGCGGCAUUCUUGCUCGUGACCACCACCAUCAUAUCGUCGGUGAAUUGUCUAUAUGAAGACCAAAUCAAGAAAUUCGAUUGGAAAACAACACAAAUUGGUGGUGUGAGUCAAGCCUAUUUGGAAUUGAAUGGUUUCCAACCACGUCUGCUUGUCAGCACCAGAGAAAAUGUGAUUGCUUCGCUGUGUCCCAAGACGGGUGAAGUGAUUUGGCGUCAAAUAUUUGAAACAGGUGCAAGGGGAAACAUUAAACUAUUGCAAUUGUCUUCUGCUGCCUCGGCUGGUGAUAAUACAGCAGCUGCCCGACCUGGUUCCACUAGUGGUUUUGAUUUGUUGACCGUUCAGGGCCAUGCUCCUGCUUUGGUGCGUGGUUGGAAUGCCAAUACAGGAAAUUUGGAAUGGGAAUGGUCCUUGAUGCCCAUUCAAGUGGAAAAGGCUCUUUCCUCUAUGUGGUUUUAUCGUAAUGCAAUGCUCUAUCAUGUGUUGCCCGUGUGGAAAUCCCAUUUGGAGGUUACACCUUAUUUUGCUAGUUCUGGCCAGGCCACUGGAAAUACAGCAAAGAUUACAGCCCCCUGGAUAAGUGAGGAAAAAUGUUUGCUGGCUGGCACAUAUUUGGCAUGUGUUGAGGGUAGUCAGCUGAUCAGUUUGGAUUUGACCGCCAAUCAACCACAAGUUUUAACCAAGGCUUUGGGUGAGGUUAGCGGUAAACCUUUGAAGGCUGUGGAGGGUCUAAAUGGUGUUGUCGUUGUUAAUGGAAAACUGGUAUCUGUCAAGGAUGAUAUUAAAACCUGUGAUUCUUUGCGUGCUGAUAGUUUUACCAUUGGACGCUUUAAUAAUCAAAAUGUUAUUGUUACAGCCAGUAUUAAGGAUAAGAACCUCGUCAUUGACGGUUACACUUUGGACACCUGCCAACAAGUCUCCGAACUCUCCCAUUCCCUGCUGUAUCCCGAACAUUAUGGCCCGGCUCAAAUUAAAUCAUUCGAUUGCAAAGUAAAUCGUAACUCAGAUGGUAAAGGUUGCCUCUUUAUUGCCGAUACGACGGAUGACAGUAUUUUAGCCAUACAACAAUCGAAAUUUCGUUGGACUCGAUCGGAGGCUUUGGCCAAUGUAAUUGCCACCGAAUUCAUUGAUUUACCCUUGGCCGACAGUGAGGGAGAAUUGGAAAAUGAAAUGAAGGGCAAGGCUGGUGAAGAUCCAAGUUUGGAGACCGACAUUGUCAGUGCAUUUAUGCAUCGCAUUGGCUCCCAGGUAAUGCAUUUCAAGAGUUUGCUAUUGCAUGUUGUUGGUUUGGGUGCCAAGCCUUCGGCAACCCAAAAAGCCGGCAUUGUACGCGACGCCUUUGGCCUACACAAAAUGUUAGUGGUCCUCACCAAGAGUGGCAAAGUCUUUGGUAUCGACAAUAUAAGCGGCAAACAACAUUGGCAGUUGUAUUUGAAAAAUGUUGAGGCAUUUGGAAAUGGUGAACAAAUGCGUCUACUCAUACAGCGAACAAGUAAACAUUUCCCCCUUCAAGCAUUGUGUGUUGUUGUGGCCAAAGAUAAAUUCAACGGAAAUGGUUUAUUGUAUCGUUUUAAUCCCAUCACUGGGCAAGCGGCAGAGGGUGGCCUCACACAGCUGAAUUAUAAAAUUAAACAAUUGUCGCUAUUGCCCGAGACCGAUACGGACUUUGUUAAGGGCUUGCUACUCGUCGAUGCCAAUGAUAAGAUACAGGUAUAUCCCGAAAAUGCCAAGGCAAAGGCCGAUGGUUUAUACAUUUACACAGCCAACAAGGCCAAGAGCUCGUUGAAUGGUUUCCACAUUAAAUAUGAGAAUAAUAAACUAACCACCAUCCCCCUGUGGAAUGUUGAUUUAAGUGGCCACAAUGGUGAUCAUGAAAUUAUUGCUGUUGCCUCCAAAAAUCCCAUUGAAAGAGUCCACUCCCAGGGUCGUGUAAUGCCAGAUCGUUCGGUCCUCUACAAAUACAUUAAUCCCAAUUUGGUGGCAGUCUUUACCCAGGCCUCGGAUAGCAUACAUAAAUAUUUACUUAAUGUCUAUUUGAUUGAUGUCGUUUCCGGCUCUGUGGUUUUCUCAAUGAUGCAUCGCAAAGUACGUCCCCCAUUGCAUGUUGUGCACUCGGAAAAUUGGCUAGCCUAUGCCCACUACAAUGACAAAGUUCGUCGCACAGAAAUAACCACCAUUGAAUUGUAUGAAGGCAAAACUCAGGCCAACAGCACGGUAUGGAGUUCUUUGAGUGCUCCCCCCAUGCCAUUGGUUGAACGACAAACCUACAUAAUUCCAACCCUGGUUACCUCAAUGAGAGAAACCAUUACCGAGCGAGGCAUUACAAGCAAGGAUGUCUUGAUUGGCACCUCCAGUGGUUCAAUUGUUGAAUUACCCUGGGCCUUGUUGGAUCCACGACGACCCAUCUCCUCAUCCUCAAAUGGACGUGAUGAGGGUGCCUUGCCCUAUGUACCCGAGCUGCCGUUGCCCACAGAGAAUAUGAUUAAUUAUAAUCAAACAAUACCACGACUAAAUUAUAUCUACACAGCUCCAAGUGGUUUGGAGAGUACCUGUCUGGUGGUGUCGGCAGGUUUGGAUGUCUUUGUUACCCGCAUUUCACCCUCGAAAACCUAUGAUCUACUUAAGGAAGACUUCGAUUACAUUCUGAUUUCAAUUGUUUUGGUGGUAUUGACAACUGGCUCCUUGGUGGCCAAACAUUUAGCAUCGCGCAAAUCCCUUAAACAGGCAUGGAAAUAGAUGGGGGGAGGGCAAUAUUUCCAAACAACAACAACAACAAAAUGACUUUUUUCUAGCAGCAUUAAAUUAAAUAAAAUUUUUAUAUAUAUAAAUAUUAUGUAUAUCAAUGGUUAUAUAGGAAAAUUAUAAAACAAAAGAAGAAUAAAAAACAACAAAACUAAUUUACACAACAACAACCACACACAGAGACACAUCCAUCUACACAUACAUAUUUUAUGAUUGUAACAAAA